AUGAAGCUGUGUGUCCAUGUGUUGCUUUUGGCCCUGGGGGUCAUCAGUGGACACAAAUGCGAUGAAACCAAUGGCUCCAAUGAAUGCGACAUCAGUGACAUCAGUUCUCAUUUGCACCUGGCCACCAAGACCACCAAGGUCGCCAAGGUCUCAGGCUCCACCACAUACUUCAUCAGUGAAUUUCGGCCCAAUCCGCCCAAUCCGUCCAAUGAUCCGCUUGAGCAGCGCAUCGAGCUCAGUGGUGGACUCACAGAUGAAUUCUUCAAUGGAUGCAUUUGGAGCGUCGAGGCCGCUAAUAUAGCAUCAAAGGGAAGGGUUGAUCGAGCGACCAAUGUUUCUGGCACUUUUGAUCCCAAUGGCCUGCUGGUCGUUUUCAUACCUCACCUUGAGAAUCCAUCUUUCACCAUUGUCUUGUCGAGUUCAUCCUGUCCCAGCGUGGGUGACAAUGUCUUUGACACUGGCUUCAAUGUCCCUGGGGUAAUCUAUGACUCAAUUGGUGUGCCAGAUGUUGCAGGUGAUGAAGUCAAUCUAGCAGACAUCAGAGAGGCAUUGGGUCAUCCCCCCGGUACCGACUUCAAAUUCACUGGUACGUUCGCUGGUGACGAGCUAAAACUGGUAUUCCGUGAUGCUAGUCUAGGAGACCUAUAUGCAGUCAGCACCAGUGACGUGAUCAAGAACGCUCAUGGCGUGGAGAUUGAUUUUGGCGAGUUUACUGGGGGGGACACACUGGAGCCAACUUUUGGUAACAUCAAUCCAACACUACUAGGCACAGGGGUGAGUGGUGAUCCGCAUAUCCAUACCUUGGAUGGCAGCCACUACACGUUGCUGCGAGAAGGUUCCUUCUUGCUGUGGCGCUUUGGUUUGCCGCAGCCCCAUGUGGAGUGGCAAAUCUUUGCCCACUAUGCCGGACGCCAGUCCUUUACCAAAGGCCUUUUGUUGGUCGAUACUUCGGGUUCAGAGCCAUCCAGCAUGGAGAUCACUUCGGAACGCUGCGAAUGGCAAACCCAGAGCAACUCCAAGAAGCUGAAGGACCUGGCGAGUGGCGAUUUGCUGGAGCUUCAGGGCAUCAAUGAGUUGGCCUCGCGCAUGAGUUUGACAUUUGUCGCCGGAGUUCUGGUGUUCACUGUGGGUGUCAUCUCAUGGGUCGUCACGUUUGAGGAUCGCCUGCAAGUUCAGAUCGGAAAGAGGCGGCAGUUGGCAGUUGCUUCAAUUCUUGUUGACCUUGGCUUUGUGGUGCCUGUUGUUUGGUCGUUGGCGCAAGCACAAGCCACCAAGGUCGCCAAGGUCACCAAGGUCUCAGCCGCCAGCACAUACCUCAUCAGUGAAUUUGAGCCCAAUCCUCCAUCCAAUGAUCCGUCUACGCAGCAAAUCGAGCUCAGUGGUCCGGCAGGUGGAACCUUCAAUGGAUGCAUUUGGACUGUCGACGCCGAUAAUAUAACGGCAAAGGGAGAGGUUGAUCGAGCGAACAAUGUUUCUGGCACUUUUGAUCCCAAUGGCCCGCUGCUCGUUUCCAUUCCUGACCUUGAGAAUCCAUCUUUCACCAUUGUCUUGUCGAGUUCAACCUGUCCCAGCGUGGAUGACAAUGUCUUUGACACUGGCUUCAAUGUCCCUGGGGUAAUCUAUGACUCAAUUGGUGUGCCAGAUGUUGCAGGUGACGAAGCCAUUCUAGCACAGAUCAGAGAGGCAUUGGGUCAUCCCCCCGGUACCGACUUCAAAUUCACUGGUGACGAGCCAAAACUGGUAUUCCGUGAUGCUAGUGUAGGAAACCUGUACGCAGUCAACGAUCCGCCCGGUGGAGUGGUCACAGUGGUCAAGGAUGCUAAUGGCGGGGACAUCGAACCUGUCGAGUUUAGUGGGGGGGACCCACUGGAGACAACUUUUGGUGUCAUCAAUCCAACACUAGGCUCAGGGGUGAUUGGUGAUCCGCAUAUCCAUACCUUGGAUGGCAGCCACUACACGUUGCUGCGAGAAGGCUCCUUCUUGCUGUGGCGCUUUGGCUUGCCGCAGCCCCAUGUGUCCUUUACCAAAGGCCUUUUGUUGGUCGAUACUUCGGGUUCAGAGCCAUCCAGCAUGGAGAUCACUUCGGAACGCUGCGAAUGGCAAACCCAGAGCAACUCCAAGAAGUGGUCAUCAGUCAACUCAACAGUUCCUGAAGUGCUCCUUUCCGGCCCGUCUUCUCAUAUGAAGCUGGUUGGCAACCAGCGCAAGGACAUGAAGAAGAUUCAGCUGUUCAUUGCUGAUGAGACAGUUCCGGUUGCCACAUUGAAAGUCAUAUGUCGACAAGGUCGUCACAUCAACAUGAAACUCUACAUGGGGAACCAGAAGUGGAAACCCUUUGUAAGUGGAGAGCUCAAGGGCCAAAAAGAUCAAACAGUCCAAAAGGACAUGCCGACCUCUAAGAGUUCAAUGUUGGAGCUGGCUGGAAGAGAAGACCAAGAAUUUGAGGUCACGAAAACUUGGGCGGAGCUUGGUGGCAGCUCUCACGCCCAGCAAUAUCUUCAAAAUUUUGAUGCGCAUCAGAAUUUGGCUUUCAUCCAGAUGUGUGACCCCCAAGCACAGGCUGAUGCCAGGGCUCUCUGCCAGAAACACUUGGGAACAGUCGCGCGUUCCAGCUACUUCGAGGAGUGUGUCUACGAUGUCUGCUCAGGUGCAGGAGAAGUUGCGGCAGAGAUGGCGGCAGAGAUGCUGAAAUUCUGA
Cladocopium goreaui is the source of this 2697-nucleotide messenger RNA. The record is from the annotation of a GenBank genome assembly. Lineage: Eukaryota; Dinophyceae; Suessiales; Symbiodiniaceae.